AUGGGGAAAAAGAGCUCGUCUCGAGCAGUGUCGAAGAUAUCCUCCACCGCUACCCCUUCCACAGCCUCUGCGACGGUGACCGUGAAGAAAUCGUCCAUCAUUCGAUCGGCCUUCUCUCCCUCUGAAUUCCAAUUGGCCCUCUUUGCGUCCGUCAUCCAGGGUCUAGAUGCGCAUCAUAUAAGGAUACACAACACCUCUUCAGGGCGACUACAGUGCGAACAUGCAGUCAACCCCAAGGAGUCGGUUACCUCUUUAGACUGGGGAUACUAUGGUGAAGCUCUGCGGGGUGACCAGCCCAUGAAGAAGAGGCGCAAACGGCACUCCGGAGUCAACGGUGCUGCUGCUGGAACCGGGGAUGAUGCCGGUGCUAUUGUGGUUGCGUUUGGUACAAACACGUCUGAGAUUAGGAUGUAUUGUCCUGCUGAGGACAAGGUCACUGGUGUUUUGGCUGGUGGACACGAGAAGGGAAUCAGAGAUUUCAAGUUCACGCCCAAGAAGCCUGCGCAGGAAGGAUGGAGUAUCGGCGGUGAUGGGAAGCUGGUGCAGUGGAAUUUGCGCAAAGGGAACGUGAUACGGAUAAUUUCGUUGCCAUCAACUUCCGUCUCUACGUUAGCGCGGCCAGUACCAGCAAGCCCACCGGUGCUAUGCGCAUCUCAAACACCAUACUUGAUUGAUCCUGAGAAUGAAAUCGAUGAUGCGGAGCCAUCCUUCAGCUCGAUGAAAGACGUAGUUCACUCGCUCAUCUCCUCCAACACAGACUACACCGAUCUAUCUGGGCCCUUUCUGGCCUCUGAUUCUGACCGCUACAUAAAUGUCUUCAACUCCGAGAACAAAAAACUGCUCGGUUCGCUGGUCGCGGAUAAAGAAAUCGAUCUUGUCUCUUUAUACCCUGGCUCUCACCAGGGAAGUACCGAGACAGCAGACCCAAGCCAAAGACAACAGCUGGCUGUCGUCACCCGCGAUGGUGCAAUCGAGCUCUUCUCGAACCCAUUCCAUAAAUUCGGUGGCGUUUCAGCGUCAGGUAGCGCCGGCGCUAGUCUCAAAUCACUGCGCAAGUCAAUGACACGUCGACCAGAUGCUAUCAUAAAGCUGGUUAAGCCUGACAAAGCUCAAACUCGUGUGCCCGUGAUAUCUGUAUGCUUUGAUGGCGCGGACCUUGUAGUUGCCUGGGUUGAGGGAGGAAUAGACCUUGUCUUUGAUAGGAUACCAUGGCUGGAUGAAACAAAGCAGGAGCUGAUAUACAGUGGUGAAACCGAGUUGGUGCGCGGCAAGUCUUCCUCCAGCAUUGGCAAUGCUAUGAUGAACGGUGUCAAGGACCUAGGAAAGAGUCACGUCGAUGAGAGCCAGGCUAUAGUUGAACAAGGUGGUUUUGCCGAAGGCAUAGACGGUGAAGUGGAAGAGGCUGAUGCUGUGGACUCUAACAAUGAUGACGAUUCGGAUGAAGAGCUAGAUGAUGCAGACCCAGCUUCCAAUGCCGUAACGACGGUCAACGAAGACGUCGAAAUGGCCGAUCAGACGGACGCUGAUGACGCCGCGGAACCAUCGUUUGGCGAACUGCUGGCCUCUGCUCCCCAGACAAUCAGUGUCUCCGCAGACUUCAUGGAUAAAACCUCCCUUCUCCAAUCAAAAACUCUCCCUACCCAAGCACGCCAACUUCCCCCCGGCCUCUCCCUUGCUACCGUCCUCUCUCAAUCCCUUAAAACAAACGACAACACUCUACUAGAAUCCUGCUUCCACACUACAGACAUGGCCAUUGUAAAAACAACCGUUCAGCGUCUCGACUCAUCCCUUGCAGCUACCUUACUACAGAAGCUAGCUGAGCGUCUGUCCACGCGUCCUGGGAGAUACGGACACCUGCUCAUGUGGGUGCAAUGGACAUGCAUUGCCCACGGUGGCUCCAUCGCCUCUAACCCAGAUGUCCUUAAGAAAGUCAGCUCGUUAUUCAAAGUCAUGGAGCAGCGAGCAGCAAGUUUACCUUCCCUCUUACUCCUAAAGGGGAAGUUAGACAUGCUCGAUGCACAACUUACAUUGAGACAAAGCCUUCAGGGCCGAGACGGUCGUGUCAUCGAUCCAGAUGAGGAACGAGUCAUCUACGUCGAAGGCCAGGAGGACAUCGUCGAAAAUGAAGAAGAUGACGACGCCAUGAAACUCAUAGCUGACGGUGAAGACAAAAAGUCUCGUGAUAUAUUGGAUGAUAACAUGUUUGCCGACAAGGAGGGAGACGAAGAUAUGCCCAUGACAAAUGGCGUAGAGUACGAUGAGGAAGGAGAACAAAAUAACGAAGAUGAAGAUGAUGAGGAAGAAUUGAUUGAUGACGAGGCGGAGGUCUCUGGUGACGAUGAAGAAGAUGAUGAAGAGGAUAGCGACGAGGAACUAAACCCGGAAGAGGAAGCGAGUCUGUUAGAAUUCCUUGCUCACUCAGAUGAAGCGGAGUCCGAUGUGUCUGAUACCCCUGCUACAAAACCGAAGAGGAAGUGA
This is a messenger RNA of Microsporum canis CBS 113480, 2478 nucleotides long. RefSeq names its product U3 small nucleolar RNA-associated protein 5. Gene Ontology annotation, molecular function: protein binding. Gene Ontology annotation, cellular component: nucleolus. Gene Ontology annotation, biological process: maturation of SSU-rRNA from tricistronic rRNA transcript (SSU-rRNA, 5.8S rRNA, LSU-rRNA). Lineage: Eukaryota; Fungi; Ascomycota; Eurotiomycetes; Onygenales; Arthrodermataceae. The transcript has 2 exons. The record is from RefSeq and is a predicted model, not a curated record. Bases 1 to 2478 code for a protein of 825 amino acids.